This is a messenger RNA of Colletotrichum navitas, 1461 nucleotides long. RefSeq lists its product as uncharacterized. The transcript is spliced from 6 exons. NCBI's taxonomy places the organism in Eukaryota, Fungi, Ascomycota, Sordariomycetes, Glomerellales, Glomerellaceae. The record is from RefSeq and is a predicted model, not a curated record. Bases 1 to 1461 code for a protein of 486 amino acids.
AUGCUGAUCUGGUUCAGUUCGUUGAAGCUAGACAUAGGUUCAUCCCCCGGCAGCAUCGGUGAACAGGUCGACUCGAUGGGGACUGGUUUCCCCGAUACCUCAUAUGGGAGUCGGUCCGACCUGAUCCUGGGCAUAACUGUCAGCUUGUUAGUGGUUACAACCAUAUUUGUUGGUUUACGAGUUUACGUCAGGGCUUUCCUAAUAAGAAAAUGGGGAAUAGACGAUACAGUUGUCGUAUCGUCAUUCUUUAUAAUAUUACUUCACGAUAUAGUGAUGUGUCUAGCGACAAGAUUGGGAUUCGGAAAACAUUUCUGGACGCUAUCACCUAGGGUGAUCAUCAAAACUCAGAAGUUCUCUAUACUCGUCAUCACAUUGUAUAACGUUGCCUUCACCACGAUUAAGAUUGCUUUCCUGUUGCAGUAUCGCCGAAUCUUCCCUCUCCCAAAGGUCGAGUUGGUCUGUAACAUUGGGAUCGCAUUCCUAACCCUAUUCGGCAUCUCGCUAGUCAUUUCCACAGUAAUUACCUACAGCUUGCUAUACAGCAACAAGUUGAGUUGGUCCAUAGACAUCUUGGGUUGGUGGCUCACAAACGCUUCCAUACACCUGAUUACGGACAUAUUUAUAUUUAUUCUGCCAAUGCCGCUACUGGGUCAAAUCAGACUACAGAAACUGCAGAAGUCAGCGUUAUUUGCCAGUUUUUUUCUUGGGUUUUUUACGUGUGCUAUAUCCAUUAUUCGAAUCGUCACACUUCCAGAAUCUCUUAGAUCGAACGAUCCAACGUUCGAUAGCACGCAAACAAUUGUUUGGACUGUCGCAGAACUAUCAAGCGCCGUCAUAUGCUGUUGCGUUCCUACGCUACGUCCACUGGUUCAAAGAUCUCAGUAUCUGCCUGGGAGAAGCGCAUACAGCAGAAGCGGUUUUGACAGCACACACCGUCACCGUUGCAACUCGCGACAUCAUACAGAUGUGAUAUCCUCCUGGGUGUCAGACGCCGUCCCAAAGCCUAGCUUUUCUUGGAACCGGAGUCGUCAACGCAGCCAGUCUUCGACGAUUGCAGGGGUUGACGAAAUUGAGCCGGCGCCUGCAGUGCUAAUGGAAUCUGUGGUGCCAAGUUUAUCGCCAAUUCCAAUGGUUUCAGGACCGCCGGUCGAAGCAGAAAUGCCGAGGAUAGAGGUGAAUGGUGUACGGCGGGAAAGCGGAGCAACCGUCCAGCCCGGAGGCAUUUCGACGAGAAGUAACAGCAUCAGAAACAGUAUACGUAGCGAAGGGAAUAUUAGUGCUGAAGAGGGUGGUGUGCGUAGAGACCUGAGUGCUCGGAGACACAUGAGCAUAGCGUUGACAGAGAGGGACUCUGACGAUGAUGUCUACUAUUUUGGAAUAAGAGAGGAGGAUGUGAAUUUGGAGUGUCCGACACCACUAAGCCCACCACCAAAUAAUUUCAAGUCACCACUUCCUAAAUAG